AUGCAGAUUCCAAAAAACCUUAAUGUUAGGACUGAAGCUGUGGGAAUGCCAACAGGGGAUAUAGGAAGUAUCUUCGUCUCAUUAUUACCCCCCUCCCUUAAACCAAACACAAGGGGUGAUGUCUCGGAGGUCUUGGUGAGGAAAGGAAGGAGAGAGAGGGGAAAGAAGGAUAAAUAUAACAGCUAA
Sphenostylis stenocarpa is the source of this 186-nucleotide messenger RNA. NCBI's taxonomy places the organism in Eukaryota, Viridiplantae, Streptophyta, Magnoliopsida, Fabales, Fabaceae. The record is from the annotation of a GenBank genome assembly.